UCGGCGCAGCCGCACCCUUCCGCAAGAAAGAAAAGGGAGGGGAGGGGGGGAACAGAAUAACAUCAGACCCGCAAAGAGGAGGAGCGAAACGAAACAGCAUCCCUGCCUUCCUCCACGCCCGUAGGGUUUCCGGAUCGGAGGAGCCCAAGCCGCCGCAGCCAUGGUUCGCGGAUCGCUCGGGAGGUUGGCGUCGCGCACCCUCUCCGUCGCCGGCAAAUGGCAGCACCAGCAGCUCCGCCGUCUCAACAUCCACGAGUACCAGGGCGCGGAGUUGAUGGGGAAGUUCGGGAUCAACGUGCCCAAGGGCGCCGUGGUGGGGUCAGUGCAGGAGGUCAAGGAAGUUUUGAAGAACGUUUUCCCCAGUGAGAAAGAGAUAGUUGUGAAAAGCCAAAUCCUUGCCGGUGGCCGUGGAUUGGGAACUUUCAAAAGUGGACUGAAGGGUGGUGUUCAUAUUGUUAAGGCUGAGGAGGCUGAAAGCCUUGCAGCUAAAAUGCUUAACCAGGUCCUGGUAACAAAACAAACUGGUCCACAGGGGAAGGUUGUGGGCAAGGUCUACUUAUGCGAGAAAAUGUCACUUGUUAAUGAGAUGUACUUUGCGAUCACCCUUGACAGGAAGACUGCUGGUCCACUCAUUAUAGCUUGCGCCGAGGGAGGAACGAGCAUUGAAGAUCUUGCAGAGAAGUUCCCUGAUAAGAUCGUUAAGGUUCCUGUUGAUGUAUUCAAGGGAAUCACUGAUGAGGAUGCAGCUAAAGUUGUUGAUGGUCUGGCACCAAAGACAGCAGACAGGCAAUCUUCUAUAGAACAGAUUAAGAAGCUAUAUGAACUUUUCUGCAAGACCGACUGCACAAUGCUGGAGAUAAAUCCUCUUGCUGAGACAGCUGAUAAAAAGCUAGUUGCUGCUGAUGCAAAGUUGAACUUCGAUGAUAAUGCUGCGUUUAGGCAGAAAGAAAUAUUUGCACUGCGUGAUACAACACAGGAGGACCCCAGAGAGGUGGCUGCUGCUAAAGCAGAUUUGAACUACAUCGGGCUUGAUGGAGAGAUUGGUUGCAUGGUGAAUGGUGCAGGAUUGGCAAUGGCUACGAUGGACAUCAUUAAGCUGCAUGGUGGUACACCUGCCAAUUUUCUUGAUGUUGGUGGGAGUGCAUCCGAGGGACAGGUUGUGGAAGCAUUUAAGAUAUUGACUUCAGACGAUAGAGUGAAGGCAAUUCUAGUGAACAUUUUUGGAGGUAUCAUGAAAUGUGACGUGAUAGCAAGUGGAAUAGUGAAUGCAGCUAAACAGGUUGAUCUUAAGGUCCCUGUUGUUGUUCGGCUAGAAGGCACCAAUGUAGACCAAGGGAAAAGGAUUCUUAAGGAGAGUGGAAUGACAUUGAUCACUGCAGAGGAUCUUGAUGAUGCUGCAGAGAAGGCUGUAAAAGCAUCAGUCAAAUGAUUAAUGAUUGUACCAUAUCAGUCUAAAGUUCUGUUUUCACUGGCACAAGAGGAGUGGUGCUCUCUUAGUGAUUUUGGGGGCCGUAAUCUUGAAGUGCAUUUUUUUUGAAGUGGAGUGAUUCCACUUUUGAGUUUUCCUUAAAACUUGUGAUCUUUGUGUUAAUAAACCUAUAUGGGCACAAAAUUGAGCAGCCACUGUUAUGAAGUUCAAGUAGGAUUUACCUGUUUUGCCCGGAUCAACAGGGUACAUGUUGAUGCUUCA
Triticum urartu is the source of this 1690-nucleotide messenger RNA. RefSeq names its product ATP citrate lyase (ACL) family protein. Gene Ontology annotation, molecular function: succinate-CoA ligase (ADP-forming) activity; metal ion binding; ATP binding. The record is from RefSeq and is a predicted model, not a curated record. Gene Ontology annotation, cellular component: mitochondrion; succinate-CoA ligase complex. Lineage: Eukaryota; Viridiplantae; Streptophyta; Magnoliopsida; Poales; Poaceae. Gene Ontology annotation, biological process: succinyl-CoA metabolic process; tricarboxylic acid cycle.